Tuber aestivum (summer truffle) is the source of this 3190-nucleotide messenger RNA. The record is from the annotation of a GenBank genome assembly. Lineage: Eukaryota; Fungi; Ascomycota; Pezizomycetes; Pezizales; Tuberaceae.
UGUUGGCUUACGGUUGGGCAGGUCACAACUGCGCCUGCAGCUGUUGUGUGUAACCACUGGCAGUAAGGAGCCCCCUCUCCCUGAGAGCUGAAAGAAACGUUGACCAGAAUACCAUACCGGUAGUCACCUUCUAGUUACGGUAUUCCACCACAUUUUUGAAUCCGGAGUCAAAAAGCGUACCGGUAACUUGAAAGCGCACGAACCUUUGGCCACCGCUCACCUCAAAAUCGAACGCCGGGUCACAUUUACCCCUCACUACUGAAACAUAGCGAGCUACCACAGCUAUUUUUAACUUUCCCUCUUAGGUUCACGAUAUCCGUGGGGAGGGGAAAUGGCAGAGCCUUUCUCCUUGGCUGCCAGUGGUGUGGCACUCAUUCACCUCGGGGUAAAGGUUUGCAAGCUUUGCGAUGACUACUGUCACGUGGUCAAGGAGAGCCAACAAGAUUUCAAGAGACUGGGAGACGAGAUCAGGGGUAUUGACCGACAGCUGAAGGAAAUGCGGAGCCUUGCUACACAAGGCGAUGAGAACAACCCGCAAUACCCUGGCCUACUUGAAUGGACGAAAAACGAAAGUUUGGAAGACUAUAAGGCAGUUUUGGAGGAGCUGGAGGGAAAGUUAGAUGUCCCAGGAUGGAGAAAAUCCUCGAGAAAGUUGCUUUGGCCCUUGCGUAAACCGAAAAUGGAGCAUUACCUGAGGUUGGUUGAAGAACAGAGAUCAAAACUUCAACUAUUGUUGACUACGGCCACAACGUAGGUUAUCCAGCUGUACCCUAAAGAUCCGACUCCUCCACCUCCUUUUUUUGUUUUCGUGGAGGCACUAACUAGUUAUAGAAAGACAGUAACUAAGGUGUUGCGAAAACUGGAUGGUACUUGGCCACCUUAUCCCUAACCCUCCAGUUAUUUUCUUUACUGAUAUCGGACAUUCCUGGAACACCAGAGAAAGAAUUCCGGGAAGUACUGAAAUGGCUUAACGUCGUUGAUCCAGGAGCCAAUUUUUCAUCCGCACUUGCUCUUCGUGAACCUGGUACGGGGGAUUGGCUGCUCAACCGACAUGAGUACAUCGAUUGGAAGGAAGGCAGAGGGGGGUUCUCUGGCUUUAUGGAAUACGUAGGUGCACAGAGAAGCGAAAUCUGAUUUAUGAAGAGUGUUACUAACAAUUGCAUCUUGUAGCGGGGUGUGGCAAGAGUGUCCUAAGGUACGAACUUAACUUAACUAGAUAUCCGGAGGUGCAAGGUGAUUUCCUGAUUGCUAACUCACUUUUUAGUGCUACUGCUAUUGAAGAUGUCAAACAUCCGUGCAGCAUGAGCAACGGUCACACAUUAGCUUAUUUCUACUUUAGUUUCAGCGACUCGGAGAAGUAGAAUUUGCUCAAUAUGCUUCUGUCUAUUGUUGACCAAUUACUGGAAGGGUUUUUGGCUCGGGGUUUCCCGGAUGAAGUUAUAAACCUGUAUCACAAUUUUAAGGCGAUUGGAAAGUCGACAGAUAUCAAAGCUCUGAAAUCAGCAUUUUCACAGAUGAUAAGGCUUUCCAAGAGAACAUUUAUCAUUCUCGAUGCUUUGGACGAGUUCCCUAAGGACACACGCGAGAGUCUCCUAUCUUGGAUCGGGGAGCUUACGGUUGAUCAUGAUGCGGGAUCGCUUUCCAUUCUCGUCACUAGCCGUCCCGAGGCCGAUAUAGCGAGAUCUCUAGAACCACUUGCCACUUCUGCAAUAUCGCUGCAAUCCAAAACUGUUGAUCCGGAUAUCCGGACGUAUAUACAGAACUCUCUAGAUGGCAAGAACGGUUUCAGGAGAUUUACCAAAGAAAUUAAGAGCGAGAUAGAGGACACACUCAUUUCUCGCUCAGAGGGAAUGUACGUUAUAGCUAACUUUUGAGUUUUUAACCUACGCUGAUCCAAGGUUGCAUAUGUUAAGGUUCCGAUGGAUGGUUUGUCUUCUACGGAUUAUAGAGGACUGCAUGACGCCACAAGACGUGAGGGAAUCAUUAAAGGAACUCCCGGAAGAUUUGGACUCUGUCUACUUGAGAAUCCUCGGCACCAUCCCUAAGAAGCAGAAGGAAUAUAUUCGGCGAGCGAUGCGUUGGCUCACGUUUUCGGCAGUCCCAUUGACAUUGGGCCAACUUGCGGAGGCUAUUGUGAUUGAAUACGAUGUCAACAAAUAUGGCCAGGAACCGGGAACGCUUUUCGAUGUGAAUUUUCUCAUUGGCAUUUGCCCAAGCCUUAUUUCCUUCGAAGACGCCAGGGAUGAUGAAUCCUCCAGCCAGGAAAGCCGCCGUUUACGACUAGCACAUUUCUCGGUAAAGGAAUACUUGAUCUCCGACCGGGCAGCUCAGGGCCCCAGUGCCUUCUAUUAUGUUUCGGAAGGUAGAGCAAAUUUACUGAUGGGGCAUGCUUGUCUCAGUCGAAUACUGCGACAUAGUACACAAGGCAUUGUUUGUGGAAGUAAAGUCGAAACAAUUUCGUUUCUCUACCACAGUGCUCGCUAUUGGUUCGUGUAUAUUCGAUCCAUUGAGGUCAUGGCACCGACUCCACUCUCCAGUGCUGUGUUGAAGGUCCACGAGCUUGGCCAGGGCUGGAUAGAUAUUUAUGACCCCGAUAGUCCCUACCGGCUUGGGCCGGAUUCUAGGGCUUACCCACCAGCAAUCCACUAUUCCUCGUUGUUAAAUCUGGUGAUGGCCUGUAAACUCCUAGCUAAUAGAAAAGAGGAUGCAGUAAACGUGAAUGCUCAAGGUGGCGAGUAUGGCAAUGCACUACAAGCGGCCGCGACACAGGGGAACGAAUCGGUUAUGCGGUUUCUCCUCGGGUGCGGGGCGGAGGUGAAUGCUCAGGGUGGCCGUUAUGGCAGUGCACUACAGGCCGCUGCAUUUCAGGGGAACGAACCAGUUGUAAAGCUUCUCCUCGAGUGUGGGGCAGAUGUGAAUGCUCAGGGUGGAAGUUAUGACAAUGCACUACAAGCAGCUGCAUCGCAAGGGAACGAAUCGGUUGUGCGGCUUCUCCUCGAGCGGGGGGCAGAUGUGAAUGCUCAGGGUGGCGAGUUUGGAAAUGCACUACAAGCCGCGGAAGCACUCCGUCAUGGAUCGAUUGUGCAGCUUCUCAUCACACACGGGGCUGUUCCUUAUGCUGGGAUUUUGGCUGAUACGUGUAGUAUGACCAACUAGGAGACUUUAAAUUGUUAAACUACUCGAAUAUCCC